CUUCUGCAGUCCGGCCUAGAAAAGAGCAUAGAGAGGGCCAUAGCUGAAGGGGACAUUGCAAAGGCGGAGGAGAUGAGCGACAGACUCGCCACUCGAGAGAUGGCCGUGAAAAUCGCUCAAGCUGCUGAUUGCCGUGACUUUGUGCAAGGCAAACAGGAAGAGGAAGCUUUGAGGGCAGCGCAGAAAAGGAAGAAGCAAAUAGCCUGGGGCUUUGAGGCGAAGAGGCGGUGGGAAACCAAAAGCAACAUGGGCUACAUGUGACAAACACGGAGGAAGAAGAACAAGACUUUAUGUGUGUGUGUGUGUGUGUGUGUGUGUGUGUGUGGCAGACUGAUCAUGUUUCUUCUUAUACUUUUUUGUAUAUUUUGAAGAUUUUACAGCAGCAGCAUGGGAGAGGAGAAAAGUCAGCAGUUGGCUGAGAGGAAAAAAAAAAACCCAAUCCAAAGAGUAAAAAGGAGGAAAAAAAUUAUGGAGCAUUCAAAUUAAUUCCUAAGGCACCCACUGGUGUCUGCAUUGUGUUAUUUUUCAUUACAUUUCAGUGAUUUGAGCGUUCUGCCCCCCCCCCCUUCAAAUUAAAUCUGGUGUACAUUACUGGA
Molecule: messenger RNA, 596 nt
Organism: Neolamprologus brichardi
Lineage: Eukaryota; Metazoa; Chordata; Actinopteri; Cichliformes; Cichlidae
Source: RefSeq, a predicted model, not a curated record